CUCACUUGGGUAGUGUUGAGUCCUCCAGCAAAGAAGAGACAGCGGAGGAGAGGGAGUGGCACCAUGUCAGUCCCAAUGAACGAGACUCUGAUUCUCCGAAGAGAAGAAGAAGAAGACGACGACGAGGAACGACGUCGUCAAAGGAAGCUCGAAGAAGCCCUAGAAAUCAAAUCUCUCAGGCGCAUCGUCAGCGCCUACCUCAACUAUCCGGAGGCUGCAGAAGAGGACGUGAGAAGAUAUGAAAGAUCUUUUAAAAUGCUUCCACCAGCCCAUAAGGCUCUACUGUCUCACCACCCUUCUAAGUUUGAAAGACUAAGACGGUGUAUUUCUGCCAAUUCAUAUUUCAUUUUCGAUAUGCUUCAGGAAUUUGAACCCCCACUUGAUUUGAGCCAGGAUGUAGAUGUUUGUGAUGGCUUACAUCUUGAAAACAUCCCAUCUGAUCAUGAUGAUUCUAGAGUAACAAAUUGCUCUUCUCAAUCAACCUCCGCAAGUCAAAGUAUGCAUGUCUCCGAAUCUGAUCAUUCCUGUCUGGGUCUGGUGGAAGGGAGCAACAGAGUCUGCAAUUCACCAGUAGGGGUGAGUACCAAUAAGGAGGAGAAGCAUGAAGGUCAUGGUGAGUCCAUCAACGGGAGUCACACUUUAAGCUUGGAAUAUACCAAACAGAUACAUAAUUGUCAUGCAAAUAAUGCCAUUGAUUCCAAUGGAAAUGUGUCCUCAUCAACGCGCACGUGGUUGGAUCCAUCAAUUCAAUUACAUGUUCCAUUAGUUGAUGUUGAUAAGGUUCGAUGUAUUAUACGGAACAUAGUUAGAGACUGGGCAGCAGAGGGUCAGAAAGAACGUGAUCAAUGCUACAGGCCUAUACUUGAAGAACUUGAUUCACUAUUUCUUGAUCGCUGUAAGGAAAGCCCUCCUGCCUGUUUAGUUCCUGGUGCUGGACUUGGGCGGCUUGCAUUGGAGAUCUCAUGUCGAGGUUUCAUUAGCCAGGGAAAUGAAUUUUCAUACUACAUGAUGAUAUGCUCAAGUUUUAUUCUCAAUGCUUGUCAAACUGCUGGGGAGUGGACAAUAUAUCCGUGGAUCCACAGCAAUUGUAAUUCACUUUCAGAUGAGGACCAACUUCGUCCCGUUUCAAUACCAGAUAUUCAUCCCGCUAGUGCAGGGAUUACUGAAGGCUUUUCUAUGUGUGGCGGUGACUUUGUUGAGGUUUAUAACGAUCCAAGCCAAGUAGGUGCUUGGGAUGCAGUUGUGACCUGUUUCUUUAUUGAUACGGCACACAACAUUGUUGAAUACAUUGAAAUCAUAUCAAGAAUCUUGAAAGAAGGCGGCGUUUGGAUAAAUAUGGGUCCCCUACUAUAUCACUUUGCAGAUGUAUAUGGACAAGGAGAUGAUAUGUCUAUUGAACUGAGUUUGGAGGAUGUGAAGAGGGUUGCUUUGCAUUAUGGAUUUCAUAUAGAGAAGGAAAAAACCAUUGAGACAACCUACACUACAAAUCCCAGAUCAAUGAUGCAAAACCGAUACUAUGCUGCUUUUUGGACAAUGAGAAAGAGAUCAGCAAGAAUAGAGCACAUCACUCCUUAACUGAUCGGCUUCUUCUUCUUCUUUUUUUCACAUACUUCAAACUAGUUAUUUGUGGAUGGAUUAUUUUGACAAUGUGAAGCAUUGAAAUAUAGUUCAAGGUGAUUUAUCUAGGGAUGGCAAAAAUCUUCAUCGGGGCGGGUUUCCAUUGGAUCCCUGACCCUAAUGGGGGAGGAAUUUGGGACAACUGGGGAAUGGGGAUGGGGAUCCCUAAUCUUCAUUCUUUAAAUCAGGGAUUGGCUGGGCCCAAUAAUAGUUUCUCGACUUUCUUUUUAAUUUAAAAGUUUUAAAAGUAUAUAUUUUUGUGCCUACAUUCUUUUUCUUUUUGUGGUUUAACUUUAUAUUAAAAUAUAUAUUUUGUAAGGUUGAGAUUCGUUUCA
Rosa rugosa (rugosa rose) is the source of this 1952-nucleotide messenger RNA. RefSeq lists its product as uncharacterized. Gene Ontology annotation, molecular function: S-adenosylmethionine-dependent methyltransferase activity. The record is from RefSeq and is a predicted model, not a curated record. Lineage: Eukaryota; Viridiplantae; Streptophyta; Magnoliopsida; Rosales; Rosaceae. The coding region runs from base 64 to 1575 and encodes 503 amino acids. The transcript is spliced from 18 exons.